AUGGCCGAGUAUGUUGCUUUCGUUUUUAAUUGUAUUUCAUUCGACUAUGAAAAGACACUGUCGUACUUUAUUCUCAACAACUUCCAAUUGAACCAGGAUUGGUAUGUGUGUCCAAACAAUGUCAGUUAUCAUAUUGGAGUUGAGCACAAAUUUUGGGGUGCCACAAUUUUUUGCAUGGGUGUCUUCAUCUUGACACUCUACACGGUGUGCCUUCUUGCCAUCGGCUCAAGCCCCCAAAUGAAAACUCCGGCUUACAAAAUCAUGAUGUUUCUCGGAAUUUGCGAUGUCAUCUCAGUGCUCAUCGACUCUAUUGCCAACGGUAUUUUCGCGUUUUAUGGUGUCACUUAUUGCAACUACCCGACACUGAUUUAUGUGCUCGGAGCAUUCAGUUUGAGCACGUGGAUGGGAUGUUGCGCGUCGAGUUUGGUGCUCGCCGUGAUUCGUGUGUCGGAUCUGAACUCUACGAACACAUUCAAAAAAAGCUUCGAUGGAGGGAAAAUCAAUUAUGUGCUUUUGGUCUGCUUUGCCUAUGUGUUUUAUGGAACGUUUUUCACAAAACCAGUCAUCUACAACACUGGAUACAUGACAUGGGUUUUUGACCCGAAUAUUGGAAAAAGUUCGUCCAACUACGUGAACUACAUCCACAUUUCCAAUAACUCAAUGGUGGCAAUUUUAAGUAUUUCGUUCUAUGGAUACCUUGCCUCUAUUUACUUGAGGGGAAACUCCACUGCUAAUGCAUCGAAAAAGUUGUCGAAUAUGCAAAUCAAGAUUUUAUUGCAAUCCUUCCUAUUCUGCUUUUUCCAUUCCGUCAGUGCACUUUUGUAUGCGUACAUGCAACUUUUCGUCGGCACAAGCACACUUAUUCUAAUUGGACAUCUGACUUGGAUAUGUGAUAGUGGCUCCGUGUGCAUUGUCUAUUUGACACUCAACAGAACAAUCAGGCAGUCCGUAAAAAGAUUGAUAUGCCCGGGAAGUCAGAAAGUGAUUCAAGUCAGCAGUUUGUCCAAUCGUUGA
This is a messenger RNA of Caenorhabditis elegans, 1014 nucleotides long. RefSeq names its product Serpentine Receptor, class T (gene srt-15). The record is from RefSeq and is marked reviewed. The transcript has 5 exons. The coding region runs from base 1 to 1014 and encodes 337 amino acids. NCBI's taxonomy places the organism in Eukaryota, Metazoa, Nematoda, Chromadorea, Rhabditida, Rhabditidae.